Molecule: messenger RNA, 525 nt
Organism: Penicillium egyptiacum
Lineage: Eukaryota; Fungi; Ascomycota; Eurotiomycetes; Eurotiales; Aspergillaceae
Source: the annotation of a GenBank genome assembly
AUGGCCCGUAAAUUGGCCCUUCUCUUCAUGUUAAUGCACUCAGUCCAAAUCCUCGCCCUUCCUACUCCCUACGAAAACCCCUCCUCAUCCAAAUCCCUUGCGUUAGCCAACACGCACACUAAGCGAUACUACUUCCCGGAAACCAUCCCAGAUCAAGAUGAGGUCGCAGCCAUGAAAGAGACAGCCAUGCGCGAAGCAGGCUUCGUACCCUCAUCCAACCGGUCCCCUUCAAAACCGGAGCCGGAAUCAAAGGAGCAUAAAAUGGAGACGGAACUUCGAAAUUCACUUCCGGAUCCGCAUGCAACGAUCGGCACGGAUGCUUCGGCAAACCCACAACCGGAGAGCUACACACACCAAGACACAAAGCUGAGGAAGUCCCAGUCCCAGUCCCAGCUGAAAGAGUCUGUCGCGCUUGCGUUAGAAUCGGACGUCCCGAUUUACUGGCCGCCGUUUGGGUUCUUCGUUGUCUCGGCUGCGAUCGUGUGUUUCUUUACCGUGCUGCGGGGGAUCCGCGCCAAGAAGUGA